UCUUAAUUAAGGGAAGAGGUGAAUGGGAAAGUUUUUACACGUGACAGUUUGCGUAACGCUGAAGUUUAACAGCUGUUGUGUCUUCAGUCGCCACGUGAUCGGCUUGACAAAAAUGACAGAUGUUUGGCGUUUGGACACAUUGCCGUCUGAUGUUCUAAUCUUAAUUUUCGAUUACUGUCAUGCCUUCGACUUGGUACGACUCAGUGAAGUAUGCACACGAUUCUACGAUAUUGUAUGUGGAAAGAUACUUUGGAUCAAGAAGAGUAAGCAGCCGAUCGCGACGAAUCAAACUUCGAGAAAGUUUCGCGAAAGGUGCAAUCCAUUAUUAUGUUUGCGCACAAAGUGGCAAGUUUCACACAACUGGCAAUAUGGUAAAUAUGAAAAAAGAAUUCUCUUUUCGCAAAACACAAAGCUCAUACCACAAAUUCAAUUAACUGAAGAUGUUUUGUGGUGGAGUGGUGGGAAACAUUUCUAUGGUCUUAGACGUACAGAACCAUUUCAAGAAAAUAACCGAAUUUUUAUUAAUGAUAAUAUUAGAAGUGAUAUAUUCAAGUUUGUUGUCAAAAAUGAGUGUAUCAUCACAGGACACAGAGAUGGAAGUAUACAAUUUUGGACGAAGUCAAGAUGUGAUGAAAAUAUAGAUUUUUAUUUUAGUAUAGACAGAGCACAUUCUAGUAAUGUGAAUGCAUUAGAUGAAACUUCUAAGGCAAUUAUAUCUGGUUCUAGUGAUGGAACUGUGAAGAUUUGGGGACCUAUUGGACAAAGAAUCUUAAAUGUACCUUUAGCAACAAUAAAUAUUUCAGAGUGCGUAUGUUCUCUUUCGGCAGAUCCAACAAGUACAAACAUUGCUAUAGGUUCUCGGGGAGAUAGCGAUAGGCUCCAUCUUCAUAUAUUUGAUCUCGAGAAUUAUACUGAUUCUGAUAUUCUAAGGCCCGAUAAAAAAAGAUGUGCGGGAAUAUUAGAUAUGGUUUGGGAUAACCCACAAAUUCUGCUUACCUGCGGAUAUGAUAGUUAUAUCCGAAAGUGGGAUUUGAGGACUGGAACGUGUGUAUAUUCGUGGCCAGAUCCAACAGAUGCAACUUUGUAUUGUAUAUCUUCAGACUAUCAAUAUACUAUGAUCACUGGAACCAAAUUUAACUGUAAAGCUGUUCUUUGGGACCAAAGGCAGCAAAACUAUGUACAACUCUAUUUCAUGAACCUUCGUAGAAUGUUAAGUCCUGUUUAUUCUGUGAGCUUUGAUAGUACACAUUUAUAUGGAGCAACAGAUCAACAUUUAGUGGAACUUAAAUUCUCAGGAUAUUCAUACAAGGAAUCCAAUUACAAAGAGAUUCUUAAGUAUGAAUUAAUAAGAACAUAUGGAAGUGGUUCAAACUGGAUUGUGUAG
Habropoda laboriosa is the source of this 1384-nucleotide messenger RNA. RefSeq names its product F-box/WD repeat-containing protein 4. The record is from RefSeq and is a predicted model, not a curated record. The transcript has 7 exons. NCBI's taxonomy places the organism in Eukaryota, Metazoa, Arthropoda, Insecta, Hymenoptera, Apidae. The coding region runs from base 23 to 1384 and encodes 453 amino acids. Gene Ontology annotation, biological process: SCF-dependent proteasomal ubiquitin-dependent protein catabolic process. Gene Ontology annotation, molecular function: protein binding. Gene Ontology annotation, cellular component: SCF ubiquitin ligase complex.